This is a messenger RNA of Linum trigynum, 3087 nucleotides long. Lineage: Eukaryota; Viridiplantae; Streptophyta; Magnoliopsida; Malpighiales; Linaceae. The record is from the annotation of a GenBank genome assembly.
AAUUAAACUUAUAAUUCUAACUUGCACGAGUUCAAUUUGUAACCUUAGAGCAUAUGGUAGAAGGGCUAUUCACGAAAACACACUAAAAAGGAAAAAAAGGAAACCGUUAGCUUAGUCUUCAACAUCUCAAAUAUGCCUUGCUUUUCUCCUAGUACUUUCCAAUUAAUGUCGAUACAAAAUAUAUAUUUCCCCCAUUUUUGAAACAGACAAUGCAAUUUUCAAUACCUAUUUACCUUAGGAGUAGUGCUGCCACUUGUCCUUAUUUUGCGUCAAACAAUCGACAUGAUGAUGUAAAAUUUGUUAAUGAAAAAGUAUUUUCUUCAUACUCAAAAGUCAGAAAAUGUUAUUUUCGUAAUAUCGAAAGCGAUAAGCUAAUUUAUCAUAAACUCGUGAUUUAAUCGUAGUUCAACAUUUCAUACUCUUAAAAAAACAUCCUAUACCUGUUUAAGACACCGAUAGAAAUAUUUCUCCCUAUCUAACCGUUGAUACUUGAUACGGUACGAUAACUUGCAAUAUUCCAACUUUUUUUCUUGGAGCACCUCGGUGCUUCACCAAAAUAUCUUUCGACAAACUGUUGCACGUAGUUUGGCUAUGCUCUAUUUGGUCGGACACAGUUUUAUUCUCUUGCUUGGAUUCCCUUUCAUUUUGCUAUUAUUACUUUGCUGAUAAACAUACAAAUAGCCUUUCACCUUCUGUUCCCAAUCCCACUCCCAUUCAAUUUCCUUCCCUAAACACUCUUUUAUUAAUCGUUUCUGCCGCAAUUAACCCAUGACAACACUAGUGCUAUUUUCUUAAUCAUCAUAAUCUCUUAUCUUAAUUCCACCACCCCCAUCGGAAAAAAAGAAGAAGCAGCCACCACCACCUCUAAUUAAGCUGGUUGAUUAGUGCGCUUCUUCAUUUGAUUAAUCAAAACCCCAAAAAACCAUCAAUUUCUUUAUAAAUACCGGCGUGUGUCCACCACACUUCUUCACUACUCCUCCUACAACCAAACAAACUUACUAAAUACUCCUUCUUCUUCUUCUUCUUCCUUGGAAAUGGCCACCACCAACAACAACAACCAAAUCCAACCGGUCAAGAUGGAACCAGACCGGUUCGACUACGCGAAGAGGGCUCAGUGGCUCCGAGCCGCGGUGCUCGGAGCCAACGACGGGCUUGUCUCGACGGCCUCGCUCAUGAUGGGCGUGGGCGCGGUGAGGCAGGACGUCAAGGCCAUGAUCCUCACCGGGUUCGCCGGCCUCGUGGCGGGAGCCUGCAGCAUGGCCAUCGGCGAGUUCGUCUCGGUAUACUCUCAGUACGACAUCCAGGUGGCCCAGAUGAGGCGCGACCAGGAGCGCGGCGGCCAAGCUCCUGCUGAGGUGGAAGGAGGAGACAAGGACGAGGAGGAGGAGGGGCUGCCGAACCCGAUGCAGGCGGCGGCGGCGUCGGGACUCGCGUUCUCCGUGGGCGCGAUGGUGCCGCUGCUGGCGGCUUCGUUCAUUAAGGCGUAUAAGGUGAGGAUCGGAGUGAUGUUUGCGGCGGUGAGCUUGGCGUUGGUGGUUUUCGGUUGGAUUGGAGCCGUGUUGGGGAGAGCUCCGGUGGUUAAGUCCGGGAUGAGGGUUUUGGUUGGCGGGUGGGUGGCCAUGGCGCUCACUUUUGCUCUGACCAAAUCGGUCGACUCGAGCCGUAUGGACUGGGUUUGAUCAUGUGUCGGCUUUCGGAUUAUAUGGGUUCAUGGACUCAGGGGAUCUAACUGCGUCAAAGUUGUUUAUCUUUUGUAUCGGCGUGUAAUUGUUUGCUGCUUCUUCUUAAUUUGUUGACUUUCUUUUUUGAGAUGGACGCGAGGUUGUACGACUAGCUACCGGAGUAUUUUGCUCUGUCGGAAGUCCAAGGCGACAGAGUGAUUUUGUGUUAUGUAGAUAAAUAAUAAUAACUCCUUUGGAACUUCUCUAGCUUGUUCAUUGAUUAGUGAAUGGAAGUGAUGAUAGAUAAUUAGCCAUCAUACAAAACCCAACAUGGUUCAACCUCUUAAAAAGAGAGAGUAUACGUAUAUAAAAUGUCAUACUGUAUAUCAUUAGAUGACUCUCAAUUACUAUCAAGUGCUUUUAAGUUUUAUCUAACCGAACUUGGAAAGCUCGAGUGGAGGCCCAUUUAUACAAUAAUUAGGGAUACCAUUCUAGUUGAGUUUAUCCUUCGAACUAGUGUUAUAAGUAUGAUUUUAUCCACUCAAAUAAGUUAGAGAGUGAGUGUAUAAUAUUAAUCAUUGACCUUCUCUCAAUAACUCGAAUUAUUGAGAUCAAUUGAUUUGACCAACUAGUUUGUGACAGGAUAUCAAAAUUGAUUUAGUACGUGAUUUUCUCUGCUCAAAUACGGCAUGCACAUGCAGUAAUAAUCUUGAGUUAAUUGAAUUAUAUUAAUUUCUACACAUGAAUUAAGAGACACAAUUUAUACCUAACAAAAGCAAGAGACCAAUUUUCAUCUAUUCCAUCCCACCAACAUCCAAAUCAAUACGCACAAACAUUUCUUUGGAUCCUGAGGAUACCAAGAACAAGAAAAUCGGUCUAAGCGAGGUGGGAAAUGGUUGCCAUCGUUUCAAUAAUCAGUGGUCAAUGGCGGGGAGGGUCAGAAAUUAAUGGGGAUUUGGAUGUUUGGAUGAUUGAAAUUAGAGGUGACAAUGGAUUGUAUUUAUGGAUAUGAUUGGUGAAUUCAUAGAUCAAAUAGAUUGGCGAUUCAAAUGUAAUCUAGACAUUAGAUUAAUAUGUAAAAUUUGAAAAUUUGAAAUACUAAAAUAUCACAAUAAUUUAGGUAUCAAAAUAAAAAAAUAUUACAAAACGUAAGUACUAAACUAUAAUAUUUAUUAAUCUACAAAUUCAAUUGAAUUUGGAUUAAAUAAACUGGAUUUAAAUAAUUUGAAUUAAUUUAAUUAGAUAUUUUAGUGGAUUGGAUACAAAAUUGCUACAUUAAAUAAAUUUCGGGAUAAUGAUGUAAUGACAAGUGGUGCAUUUACGUUUUGACAACUUAAUCUAGUUCAUGUUUGUGUCCCUUUUUCCAGUGCAAUUUUUUCUUCUAAAAUUUAACAUACGAGAAAAAGAAUAAAGUAUACACUUUUUG